Molecule: messenger RNA, 1472 nt
Organism: Doryrhamphus excisus (bluestripe pipefish)
Lineage: Eukaryota; Metazoa; Chordata; Actinopteri; Syngnathiformes; Syngnathidae
Gene: rs1a
Product: retinoschisin 1a
Cellular component (GO): plasma membrane
Molecular function (GO): signaling receptor activity
Source: RefSeq, a predicted model, not a curated record
UGGAUUAUUAUAAUCCAGACUUAGUAUCGCUGCUGGUUUGGUUGCUCCUUCUAUGGUGAGUCCUGUGUGGAGGCUGCAAGAUGGCUCUCAACGUGCGUCCUGUACUGCCUGCCCUGCUUCUUCUGGCAGCUCACGUGAUCCUCAGCCAUGCUCAAGAGGUGUAUGUAUCUGAGGCGUGGACCAGCAAGUCUUGCAAAUGUGACUGUGACGGUGGAGUGUCACCAACGGAGUUCUCCUCCAUCGGAUCUUCCUCAGUGCGUGGAGUGGAUUGUAUGCCAGAGUGUCCGUACCACAAGCCUCUGGGCUUUGAGGCCGGAUCAGUGAGUCCAGAUCAGAUCACCUGCUCCAACCAGGACCAGUACAGCGGAUGGUUCUCCUCUUGGCUCCCAAACAAGGCACGACUCAACAGUCAAGGCUUUGGAUGUGCAUGGCUCUCCAAGUUCCAAGACAGUAGCCAAUGGCUACAGAUUGACCUGACAGAGGUGAUGGUGAUCUCAGGGAUACUCACUCAGGGCCGCUGUGAUGCCGACGAGUGGGUCACCAAGUACAGCGUCCAGUAUCGCAGCGAUGAAAAACUCAACUGGAUCUACUACAAGGACCAAACUGGGAACAACAGGGUGUUCUACGGGAACUCCGACCGUUCAUCAUCUGUACAAAACCUUUUGCGGCCACCCAUCGUGGCACGCUACAUCCGCAUCCUUCCUCUCGGAUGGCACACACGCAUUGCCCUGCGUCUGGAGCUGCUGCUCUGCAUGAACAAAUGUGCCUGAACCUGUCUUCCUGUUCUCCUUGAGGCCUUGACCUUUACCCUCCAUCACCAUCAGUGUGUAUUUAUUUGUUUCAUUAUUUGCACCCUUCCACCUGUGUAGUGUGAACUGAGACUGAAAUGUUAUAUUUCAAACCUUUUUUUUCCCACUGGAAAUGCUGACUAUAGUUGGAAUGAAUUUGAUGUUUGAUAUGCAAAUGCAAGCUUGCAUUAUCUGCUCUCUCCAUUGUCUCACACUGGCUGCUUUCAUUUUCUCAUUAGUUCUCAAUGGAUUGUUACAUUUGCACUGAAAUGGCAUAAACUCAAAGCAAUAAUUAGUUGUGGAGAAGGAAGCGAGCGUUGCUAUGGAAGGCUGAUCCAGAACGUGUGUUUCAUGUUUGACAGCACACUGCUUCUUUACAAACACAAUGGGAUUUCACUAAGCUUCCUUCACCUUACUCCCCUCUAAAAAGAACUGAUGUCUUUAAUAUUGUCUUCUGUUAAGUCAUUUCAAUGUAAAUUUAAUUUCACUUAAAAACGUGUUGCCAUAUUUGCUCCUAAUGAAGAUCCUAUUUUACUGUAGCAUAUUUUCCGACAUUUAUAAAAAAUAAUUAGUGCGAUUUCACUUUGUUUCUCCUUGUUUUUAUUCCUGUAGUAUAUGUUGUGUAUUGUUUUGACUCUGUACUCAUCUACUUUCACGUUAAAACAAUAAAUUUCCAAUAAAUUA